Molecule: messenger RNA, 1113 nt
Organism: Alternaria incomplexa
Lineage: Eukaryota; Fungi; Ascomycota; Dothideomycetes; Pleosporales; Pleosporaceae
Exons: 3
Coding region: 1-1113 (370 amino acids)
Molecular function (GO): oxidoreductase activity
Source: RefSeq, a predicted model, not a curated record
AUGGACUAUUACCAAUGCCCAACAGAAGACCUUCUCAUAGAAGCACAGCGCCGCGGUUUCCCAAGACUUUGGAGCUCUCGGGACCAGCUCAUCGAGGUCUUCAUACAAGAUGACGAGGCAAAAGGAUCGGAUGCGACGACCAUUUCUACCACGGACUACGGCGCUUUCAUACCGCGGACUGUCAGUCUGGAACACACAGCGGCAUUGGACAAACCCGAUUUAGCUAGUCAAUUGAUCAACGAGAGCGCGUCUACCAAAUGCAGAACCCAGCUAUGGCGACCAGGCAUUGUCGUCCAGCCCAAGAUUACAAAAGAGCUGCACACAGUCGUUGGGCUCAGGCUGAGGGGAAUGGACAAAACAGCGUACAUAUGGGCGAAGACUGCGGUGCCUACCGGAGGAAGGGUGUGGGGAAACGUGAGGUCAUCUGGCCUGCGAGACGAUGUGCCUGUCCCCAUACUUCCUUCUGUAGAGGAGGAGCCCGGCGCUCAAACAGUCGUGGUUAUUAAGGACAGCCUGAUCGAGCGCAAUCGCAUGGGCAAUAGGGAGAUGGGGACCUUCGAGGCCAUUACACCAGAAGAUUCUUCUGUGCAAAACAGCAGGACCGAAGCGGAUGUAAGGAUCUUGAAGUGGGGUACUGAGUCGAUCCCAGGCGCGGGCGCAGCUAUAAAGACACUAAUUCCCACGUCAGUGCUGUUCAGCACCGCGCAUCGCAUCUACAACAGUCAGUACAUCUUGCAAAUUCCUGUUGGUUUUUACUCACAGCGUACAGAACUCUCCGAUACCAUCCACCUAUACAUCAUCAUGUCUGGCGCCACCGCUAUCGUCCUCUACCCUCGCAAGGAGGGCUCCACCUUUGACAAGGAGUACUACCUCAAGACACACAUGCCGCUCGCCAUGAAGAACUGGAAAAACCACGGUCUCAAGUCCUACGCCGUCAGUGAGCUCAACGCCGAUGGUCCAUACGCCAUCAGCACCGUCAUGGAGUUUGACAGCCCUGAGAGUGUCGGAAAGGCCUUGCAGAGUGAGGGCACCAAGGAGGUCAUGGAGGACGUAAAGAACUUCAGCAGCGAGACACCGAUCCUCGUUCACGGCAAUGUCGUCGGACGGAGUUAG